This is a messenger RNA of Pelmatolapia mariae (spotted tilapia), 3480 nucleotides long. RefSeq names its product neuronal guanine nucleotide exchange factor (gene ngef). Bases 210 to 2513 code for a protein of 767 amino acids. Gene Ontology annotation, molecular function: protein binding; guanyl-nucleotide exchange factor activity. The record is from RefSeq and is a predicted model, not a curated record. Gene Ontology annotation, biological process: activation of GTPase activity. NCBI's taxonomy places the organism in Eukaryota, Metazoa, Chordata, Actinopteri, Cichliformes, Cichlidae. The transcript is spliced from 15 exons.
GCUGAGGAUUCCCUUUUCUGAUCUUAAAAUUGUUUUCAACUGUAUUCUUUUUUUUUCUUUUCAUUUUUCACGUGAAUUUCUGAUUCCAAGUGAUGGAUUUAUUCCUGGAUUCUGGCUAACUAUGGCAAAUUUCUUUCCACUCAUUUCCUCAACACCAAACAACAUUUUCCAGUCUUAGUUUUUCAGUAAAUUGAGCAAUAGAUUUCACUAUGUCUGUAGCUACCCUGUUCAGGGGUAAGUGGGGACAGAAACCAAAAGACGUCACAGAAAAGCAACCAGUUGUGGUUCAACCAAGCCAAGAGGAAGAUGAUGAUGAUGAGUCCAGCACUGGAUUUAGUAGAGAACCUAUUCGCAGGAACUCCCGCUUUUACCGGUCAAUGAGGAAGAAGAGACUGAUCUCAUCUGAGCAAUCUGAAAAUUCCACCAGGCUUACUUUGGACCACAGUCCAUCCAGUAGUGCAGGAUCUUCCUCCUCUCAUUCUCCCUUACCCCACAAGUCACCUUUGUUGCCAGGGGCUAGACGAUGUAGUCCUCAGCUCUUGCGACAGCCUCAUCAUUCGAGAGAUUUGUUGCCAAGCAAUGGUGAGUUCAGUAGCACACAUGCUCUGUACAACCAGAAUGCUGCGGAUAAGAGAAGAGGAGGAGUGGGAGGAAAGAGGACUGUGGAAAUAUCAGCUGCUUCAUACAGCCAGCAAAGAGAUUUUACAGCAGAAAUGAGCACGAACUGGACUCACAACAGUGACAGUGAAGUCAUAGAAGAGCUUUCUGAGAAAACAGCUAAAGCUUGCACUGUGAAGGAUACCAGAAGGAAGACCAUGAACUCACAACAGCCUAAUUCUGAAGAAGACCAGGAUAUCCACAUGAACCACAGGGUGCUGAGAAAUGGAGAAUGCUCACAGACAAUCUGCCACAGUCUCAAAAUCAUCAAAAAUAUUGCCUUCCUGUACCAGGAAUACCGAGACACCUCCAAGCAGCAGGAGAUUGAGCAGCGGCGUCAGCGUGACAACCUUUUUCCUGGGGUCAAGGCAGGGACUGUGGGGACAGACUCUGGUGUAAUGUCUCCACCAGUGUUACAGCUGCAGCUGAGGAAUAGUGCUCAGUCACUGACCUUGUGGCAGAACCUGGAAGCUGUGCAGGCAAGCGGUCUGCUUACUCAGUUACCGCACAAAGAAAUUAUGAUGCAAGAGGCCAUGUUUGAGCUGGUCACUUCAGAGGCUUCCUACUACAAGAGUUUGGAAAUUUUAGAGACACAUUUCCUACGUAACCCUGUUUUAGUGAACACUCUAAGCCAGUCCGACAUGCAUUUUCUGUUUUCCAACAUCGAGGAAGUGAUGAAAGCCAGUGAAAGGUUCCUGAUGGAUCUUGAACACCGAAUUGAGAAGUCUAUUUUGAUUCCUGAUGUGUGUGACAUUGUUUAUUACCAUGCAGCAAAACACUUCAAUGUGUUUAUCUCAUACGUAAUUAAUCAGGCGUACCAGGAGAAGAACUACAGGCGCAUUUUAGACGGAAACCAGCAAUUUCGGGACACUAUGGCUACACUAGAAAACAAUCCACGUGUCAGGGGCCUGUCCUUUACAUCUUUCCUCAUCCUUCCUUUUCAAAGGAUUACAAGGCUCAAGCUUCUUGUUCAGAACAUUCUGAAAAAAGCUGAAGAAAACUCAGAGAGGGAAGCAAAUGCCAUAAAAGCACAUCAGGAACUGGAGAAGAUUGUAAAAGAGUGUAAUGAAGGGGUGCGAAAAAUGAGUCGCACCGAGGAGCUUAUCAGCAUUGAAAAGACACUUGAGUUUAAAUCCAAGUCUGUGCCCAUCAUUUCCCACUCACGCUGGUUGUUAAAGAAGGGCGAAGUACAGCUAAUGGGUGGACCAAAGAGUACUAGGACCAUGCGAAGCCGUAAGCUCUACCAGCCUGUCUACCUGUUCCUUUUCAAUAAUCUGUUGCUGGUCACCAAACGCAGUGGGGACAAGUUCCAGGUUAUUGACUCCUGUACACGGGCCAUGUUGAGAACAGAAGAUCUUGAAGACCAAGGUCAGCAGCUGGCCAAUGUUUUUAAUCUUAAGCUGCUUGAGAACCAAGAUGAGCGUGAGGUCAACUAUAUGCUCAAGACCUCCAGUAUGAGUGAUAAGCUUCGAUGGAUAUGUGCACUCACUCCUAACCGGCGCACACGCUUUAUGUCUACUAGUGCCCACCAACCAGAUUCCCCACAGGUGCAGUGUAUUCAGUCAUACUCAGCUCAGGAACCAGAUGAACUCUCUACUGAGAUGGCUGAUGUUCUGAACCUCUUAGAGAGAACAGAUGAUGGCUGGAUGAUGGGUGAACGGCUCCAUGAUGGUGAAAGGGGAUGGUUCCCUAGUCGAGUAGCAGAGGAAAUCCAGAACAAGGAAGUCCGAGCUCAGAACCUGAGAGAAGCCAUCAGGAUCCAACAGGCCCAUGAAGGUGGCCUUCAUACUGGAGCCAAGAUUGGCGUAAGGGCAGGAAGACAUGCACCAAAAGGCUCCAUCUUCUCCAAAUCAUGAACUAAUCAAAUGGGGGCAGCAGUGAAGAAUAGCAGUUAAUUCAUAACAGUAAUGUAACUUUAUUUUUAGACAAUUGCAUCGUAUGCCUUCACAACAAUAAAUCAUUUUGAAACUCCACAAUUGUAGCGUGAAAAGGGAAAAAAAUAUAGUACUUGAGUCAAAAACUCAAACCAGUGAUAUUCUUUCAGGGCAAGCAAGGCAGAUAAAACUAAAACUAAAAGUCACCAUGCACAACUGGUGCAAGAAAUGCUUCAUAUUGCAUAAGUGUUUACAUGUGUUUGCAGGACCGCACAUUUGUGUGCAAUGCAAUGGAUUAAUAAGUUAAAUGUUGUCAAACCCCCUUAUUGAGAAGGUUUUAAAACUGUAAAGCUGUAGUCAUUUCAUUAUAAAGUUACUUUCAUUACACUUACAUAAAAAGACCCAACACACUACAAAUGGACAAAAUGAUGAAAAGAUCUUUAUAAAUUUACAGAAUUUACAGAAACUAUAACAAUAAAAACAAAGAACACUUUGUUUUGUUUCUCUUUGGCGGUCAAGCACAAACACAGGGUGAAACACAGUCAAUUGUUUUCUAUCACUGUAUAUUAUAAAGUAAUGAAGUUUUCAAUUAUUAAAUUAAAUCUUGUAUCAGCAACCAAGAAGGAGGACCUAAUGCUGACUUCAGUUUAAUGAGUUUAACAGAAUGCAUUCAAGAACUAAAAUGAACUCAGAAAUAAGAUUCCUAGUGUUCAUUUAAACUCACUGUUUUGUCUCUAAUGACUGCCCCAAGUUUCACAUACAAUAAGAUCUACCCUCUUUAGACUGACAACCAAUGAAAAAGAAAUUUGACAACUUCUGAUUACAACAUUACCAGUGAUUUGUAUGUCAAGACCACUCUGCUGCUCUCCAUUUCUCUAUUACCAUCAUUAUCUGCUUGAUACGUUGCAGACCUGUACUGUAAUUGUGAUAAACAUUUUCUGCACUUUAA